This is a messenger RNA of Saprolegnia parasitica CBS 223.65, 6731 nucleotides long. RefSeq lists its product as hypothetical. Lineage: Eukaryota; Oomycota; Saprolegniomycetes; Saprolegniales; Saprolegniaceae. The transcript is spliced from 2 exons. Bases 53 to 6631 code for a protein of 2192 amino acids. The record is from RefSeq and is a predicted model, not a curated record.
AAUUUGCCUCCUGCCCGGGUUCCCUCCCGCGCCACGACCCCACGACGCCAGCAUGACGAUGGUAACCGAGACGAUCCCUGCGCCGGUCGUGCCUAGCAGCAAGCUCCUCCUCGCGUCGACCGAGGUCCGCGUUCCCCAUGACGACGACGACGACGAUGCAACCUCGACCGACAAGAACGAAUCGGACGACGACGACACGACCAACCAAGCCUCGGACGCGCCAAGCAACCAGAGCGACAACGACGACCAAGUUGCUGCGAGCAUCGUUGCCUACUAUACGAUCUACUACCCGGCCUGCGCCGAGCGCUCCAUGUACCAUGGAACGUACCAGAACGUGCCGCUGGCGACCCGCUUCCCGCCAGCAUCGUACCUGCAAGUCGUGCUCACCGCGUCAUCGGGCGCGCUCUGCGUGGCCACGGACGUUGCGAUCACGUUCAUCGACUGCGCGAAUGGCGUGGCGGCGCCGCGCCUCUGCCUCCGCGGCGAUUCCCAUGACUUAUGUGCGGUGUUGAAGGCCGUCGACUUUCGGGCACCGGACGCUGCGAGCGGCGUUGCGACGAUUGAAAUGCGUGUGGCGACGAUCCUUCGCGCCGCGCCCUCGCCCAUGGCUGCUGCUUUGUCCAAGCUCUGGGUACGAACGGGCGGUGCGCGGGUUGACGCGGACGACACGACGAGCAUGUCGCCCCGUCGUCGCCAGAGCCUUGCGUACAACACGAGCGUGACGUACGUUCCCGCGGUCAAGCACACGGUGCGCGAGAUUCCCAGCGGUCUCUGGGUGCCCAAGCGAUCAUCGGUGCCCACGCCGCCCGUCGCGUCGUCGUCGACUUUUGACGACGCGUCGAUCCAGUCGAUGCUCGACAACUGCGAAGCCGAGCUCUACGUCGCGCCGUCCUCGAGCCGCACGACAUACUACACGCUACACUACCCGAGCCGCGCCGAGGCGUCCAUGUGGUCGGGCGCGUGGUCGACCAUCCCGUUCGCACCACUGUCGACGCACUCGUCGCAGCAACAAAUCGUCCACGUGUCGACGUCCGAGGGUCACUUGCGUUACACGGCGUCCACGUCGAGUGCAAUCUCGACGACGGGCAGCGAGACGCGCGUCCUCGCACUGCAAGGCCACGCGACGGACCUCAACGCCGCCCUACGUGACGUCCUCUUUGUUGCGCCUAGCACCGCCAGCGGUGUCGCCACCAUCCAAAUGGACGUCACAUUGGCUACGCCGACGGCCUCGUGCACGCUGCACUAUCCGCUCGCCGCGUCGAGUCCCAUGUGGAACGGCCAGUGGACCAACCUGCCGAUGUCUUUGCCCCGCGGCAAGGCAACAACUGUCUCGGCGACGUUGACGGUCUCGGAAGGCACUUUGACAACACAAGACGCCGCUCACGCGACAACGGUGACGCUGGAAGGCUCGUACGCAACCGUCGCCGAUCAGUUGCGCCUCGUGGUCUUCCAUGCUCCCGCCAACGGCACUGGCAGUGCGAUCAUUGACAUGCAUUACAAGGUGCUUCAACACGCCGAGAUUGUGGACAAUGAGCCCACCGUCGCUGAGGUCCCUGCUCCCAUUGAGGUUGUCGUCACCCGCGCCGCGCCCAAGGUCGCGAGUCCCGCGACUGCCAAGCUCUGGGUGCACACGGGUGGUGCUGGCGUCGAUGCUGCGCCGCUCGCUGGGCCUGUCACCGUACAUACGGUUGCCGCGCCGUCGUUUGACGUGACCAAGACGUACACGCCGUCGUCCAAGAGUCCGGCGCAUGCUGCUGGCACCUUUGGCAAGGGUCUCUGGGUGCCGGCCAAGUCGCCGACGGCAGCCAAGACGCCUGUCGUCGAAGCUGGCGCGUCCGUGUACUCGCUGCAUUACCCGGCGCAGUCCAAAUCGGAGUCCAUGUGGCACGGUGUGUGGGUCGGUCUCCCGAUCGCACUUCGCUACGCUGACGCUGCCGUUGUCAAGGUCUCCAUGUCGGUGACCGACGGCACACUUCGCGUCGCGACGACGGACGCUGCGGUCGAGGUCGUGGUCGCUGAGCCGCACCGACUCGUGCUGGAAGGUUCGGUGGCGAGCGUGAAAAAGACGCUGCGUGCAGUGAUGUACCAAGCACCGUCGACGUCGGCGGGUGUCGCGAUGAUCUCGUCCAAGACGACGCUGGUCCACGACGCUCCGGCGCCCGUGUCGGCUACUGCGUCGACGUUCACGCUGCACUACCCGCGCGAGAUCUCGGCCAUGUGGAACGGACGCUGGAGCCACUUGCCGGUCGCUGCGCCGCGUGCGGCCGCCGCCGACAUGCAGGUGUCGAUGUCGGUGUCGGAGGGUCUUCUUGCGUCGGCCGACGGUGCUGUGAUGGCGUCGCUCGUGCUGCGUGGUUCGACCAAGGACGUGGCCGCGCAGCUGCGCCAGGUCGAGUUCAUUGCGCCUGCGAGCGGGUCUGGUAUCGCUGUCGUGAGCAUGGACUACGAGAUUAUCAGCGCGGCCGAGCCGGUCGCGAACCCUGCGACGUCCAAGCUGUGGGUGCGUACGGGUGGCUCGGACUUUGACGCGGCACCGAUCGUGGGUCCUGUGACGGUCCACGGCGUCGCGGCGCCGUCGUUUGACGUGACCAAGACGUACACGCCGUCGUCGUUGUCCAGCAAGAGUCCGUCGCAUGCCGGCGGUGCGUUUGGCAAGGGUCUCUGGGUGCCGUCCAAGUCUCCGGUGGCGACGGCAGCUCCUACUGUCGUCGAGAAGGCGGCUCCUACUGUUGUCGAGAAGGUAGCCCCGGCGGUCGUUGAGACGGCUGCUCUGAUCGAGACGUCGGCGCCAGUUGUGGAUGCGAACGCUGCUGUCUACACGUUGUACUACCCGGCGCAGUCGACGGCGACGUCGAUGUGGUCGGGCGCAUGGUCGGGUCUCCGUGUACCCUUGCGGUUUGAAGCGGAUGCUAUCGUUCAAGUGACUCUCGCGACGGCGUCUGGAACACUCCGCGUGGACACGAACGACGACGCCUUGACGUUUGUCGACGGUGCCAGGAACCUCGCGACGUCCCGCAUCGUGUUGCGCGGUCCCGUGACGGCGCUCCAGACGGCGCUGCGUAGCGUCGUGUACCAAGCGCCAACGGCCGAAGCCGGUGUCGCGACUAUCGACGUCGAUCAUGUUUUGGUGGCCGACGCUGCGACGCCGACGUUCACCGUGACGCUGCACUACCCGCUUGUGACGUCGUCCAUGUGGAACGGCCAGUGGACGAACUUGCCGUUGCAGCUCCCGCGCACCUCGUCGGCCGUCGUCGCGCUCUCGAUCGCCGUCUCGGAAGGCGCCUUGUCGCUGGCGCAGAAUGAGCAGACUGUGUCGUUGCAGUUGCAGGGACCGCCCACCGAUGUUGCGCGCCAACUCCGCACCGUCGUAUUCCAUGCACCGGCCGCUGCCACCGGUACCACGGUCAUCGAAAUGAAGCUCUCGACCAAGACCGAGGCUGUCUCCGUCGAUGCGCCAACGACGAAUGCAGCCGCGGCACUUGAGCCCAUCCAGAUGAGCACUCCCGUCGAAGCCGUCACCCGCGCCGCGCCCAAGGUCGCGAGUCCCGCCACUGCCAAGCUCUGGGUGCACACGGGUGGAGCUGGCGUCGAUGCCACGCCGCUCGCUGGGCCUGUCACCGUGCAUACGGUCGCCGCGCCGUCGUUUGACGUGACCAAGACGUACACGCCGUCGUCCAAGAGUCCGGCGCAUGCUACUCGCACUUUCGGCAAGGGUCUCUGGGUCCCGGCCAAGUCGCCGACGGCAGCCAAGACGCCAGUCGUCGAAGCUGGCGCGUCCGUGUACUCGCUGCACUACCCUGCACAGUCCGAAUCGGAGUCCAUGUGGCACGGUGCGUGGGUCGGUCUCCCGAUCGCACUUCGCUACGCCGACGCUGCCGUUGUCAAGGUCGCCAUGUCGGUGACCGACGGCACUCUUCGCGUCGUGACGACGGACGCUGCGGUCGAGGUCGUGGUCGCUGAGCCGCACCGACUCGUGCUGGAAGGUCCGGUGGCGAGCGUGAAGAAGACGCUGCGUGAUGUAGUGUACCAAGCACCGUCGACGUCGGCGGGUGUCGCGAUGAUCUCGUCCAAGACGACGCUGGUCCACGACGCUCCGGCGCCCGUGUCGGCCACUGCGUCGACGUUCACGCUGCACUACCCGCGCGAGAUCUCGGCCAUGUGGAACGGACGUUGGAGCCACUUGCCGGUCGCUGCGCCGCGUGCGGCCGCCGCCGAUAUGCAGGUGUCGAUGUCGGUGUCGGAGGGUCUUCUUGCGUCGGCCGACGGUGCUGUGAUGGCGUCGCUCGUGCUGCGUGGUUCGACCAAGGACGUGGCCGCGCAGCUGCGCCAGGUCGAGUUCAUUGCGCCUGCGAGCGGGUCUGGUGUUGCUGUCGUGAGCAUGGACCACGAGGUUAUCAACGCGGCCGAGCCGGUCGUCGAAGAGAAGCCAGUCGUCGAAGAGAAGUCGACGACUGCUGUCAUUGAACGUGCUGCGCCCAAGGUCGCGAACCCUGCGACGUCCAAGCUGUGGGUGCGUACGGGUGGCUCUGACUUUGACGCAGCACCGAUCGUGGGUCCUGUGACGGUCCACGGCAUCGCGGCGCCGUCGUUUGAUGUGACCAAGACGUACACGCCGUCGUCGUUGUCCAGCAAGAGUCCGUCGCAUGCCGGCGGUUCGUUUGGCAAGGGUCUCUGGGUGCCAUCCAAGUCUCCGGUGGCGACGGCAGGUCCUACUGUCGUCGAGAAGGCGGCUCCUACUGUUGUCGAGAAGGCAGCUCCGGCGGUCGUCGAGACGGCUGCUCUGAUCGAGACGUCGGCGCCAGUUGUGGAUGCGAAUGCUGCUGUCUACACGUUGUACUACCCGGCGCAGUCGACGGCGACGUCGAUGUGGUCGGGCGCAUGGAGCCAACUGCCCAUCGCUGAGAAGCGAGUCUGUGGCUCGACGCUCGUCUCGCUGACAGUGUCGACCUCGGUUGGCUCGUUGGUGCUUUCGGAUGCCAGCGCUGUCGUCUCGUGGCGCGAAGGCACUUCCGCCGUGCCGUCCUCGCGUCUCGCGUGCAAGGGUUCGUACACGGACCUCCAGUCGCUCGCCCGUACACUUGUGUUUACGGCGCCGAGUGACGCCGCUGGUGUCGCGUUCGUUGCCGUGUCGUGGGUCAUUCUCGAAGACGACGUGCUUGCUGUCGAGGACAACGUCGAUGCUGAAGUCGUAGAAGCAGUGUCCCUGCCGAAGGCGUGCCCAUCACUACUCAGUGCGGCCGCGCAACGCUAUACGCUCUUCUACCCAUCGACGACGGACUCUGUCUCCAUGUGGCAAGGAUGUUGGAAGGGUCUUCCAGUCUCGCUUCGCUACGCCGAAGACACGAUUGUCGACGCCUCCUUUGCGACGGUCGACGGUACGCUGAGCCUGCACACGCUGCACCCGUACAUCGAAUUCAUCGACGGCAGCAACGAUGAGCACGUGACCCUUCUGACGCUGCGUGCGUCGGUCGCCGACCUUGCCAACGCCGUCCAAGACGUCGUCUUUCACGCGCCAGGUGCAGCCAGCGGCGUCGCUAUCAUCGAGAUGGACGUGGUCGUCAUCGAUGACGCGUCGCUGUCCGUGGACGACGAUUGGCACACGGCGCCGCCAGUCUCCAUGUACGAGCCCAGUGUGCCGGCCGCGACGUACACGCUGUACUACCCGCCGACGCCCGACUCGUGCUUUGUCAUGUGGGAAGGCGAGUGGACGCACGUGCCGAUCACGCCGCUUCGGCUGCCCGAGCACUGCAUCCUCGAGCUCGAGCUCUCGGUGACGAAAGGUCUGCUGUCGCUGGCCACUGGCAACGUCGAUGUCGAGUUCCUCGACUGCGACGCCGAAGUGUCGACGCACCAGAUCACGGUCAAGGGCUCAGUGCCGGACCUCAACGACGUGCUCAAGGACGUCGUGUACAUUGCACCGAGUGACGCGGGUGGCGUCGUUACAAUCGAAAUGGAUUACGUCAUUGUCGGGCACGUCGAAGACGACGAGUUCAGUGACGACGAUCAAGAGUUUGUCGACGUUGUGCUUCCAACGCCGUCGUCGAUGUGGGCGACGCCCGAUGCCUUUGAGGCCAAGCCGCUGCCGAGCCUCACGAUCGCGUCCAUGGAAGCCAAAGAGUCGCCCCGGUCGCCGCUCUGGGUCUCGUCGGGCGAAUCGACGGUCGCGCUGGCGCCGAUCGUGGGCACGCCCGUCUCACGCAACGCUGCCAACACGUACGACGAUGUCCCGAACCCAAACGAACCGUCGGAGCACUCAUCUUUUGAUAGUGCUCACGGCAGCGGCGGUAUGUGGGCGCCCAAGCGCACCCCGUCGGCGGUCUCGGACGACGUGCACCAAAUGUCGCUCGACGAGUUCCUCGCCCGCGACACAAGCAAGGACGCGACCGAAGCCUCGUACGCGGCCUCCGACUCGACGUACCUUCCGGCGUCCGAGUGCGACUUUGUGCCGACGGUGCGUCCGAUGGACCUCGAGAUUGGCGGGUCGCCAUCGUCAGUCGCGACGGCCGACAUUCCCAUGAGCCCGCGCCCCGAGACGAAUCGGGCUUCCAAGGCCAACCGCGACUCGGUCACCAAGAAGACGUUCUGGCCCAAGUGGCUCGUCAACGCCUUCAAGCGCAAGAAGAGCCAUUGAGCCACCGUCUUCCAUAAAGGACCUGCUCUGGCUACGAUCGCAGUAGUUUAGAAGCAGCCACAUGUGACGUUCCUAGUCAAGCCUCGAAAUGACAUGUAUG